Messenger RNA from Manihot esculenta (cassava), 2540 nucleotides. Its product is annotated as auxin-induced protein 15A. The record is from RefSeq and is a predicted model, not a curated record. Gene Ontology annotation, biological process: response to auxin. NCBI's taxonomy places the organism in Eukaryota, Viridiplantae, Streptophyta, Magnoliopsida, Malpighiales, Euphorbiaceae. The transcript has 3 exons. Bases 2140 to 2433 code for a protein of 97 amino acids.
AAAAUCUUAAAAUUUCAAUGAAGUUUUAAUAAAAGGAUCAACAAUAAGUUUUUCCAUAGUAUUAAUUUUGAUGCGGCUGUAAUUAGGAAUCGGAGGAAGCGUUCGAUUGCAGCUACAUACAGAGAUUGUAGAGGGACCCCCUGUGGCUGGUCGUGCAAGCUAGUUCGAGGAAUUGUCUCUCCGCUGGUUUUGGAAACUAUGGCAUGCAGAUCAGCUCUUUGCUUGGUCAGUCGAAAGGUUUCAGGGAUAUAGUGGUCGAAGGGAGUGAGUGAUGGUGUAUCUAGCAGUUAGUAUUGUGUAACGUGUCUCACUUGCUUGAUGAAAUACCUAAAAGAAAUAUUGUUUGUGAAUGGCUAUAGUUGUUUAUGGUUUUUGUUUGAUUUUACCAACUACAACUUUAAGAUUUUGUUUACUGUGAACAGCACAUGGUGAUCGUUGUCUUCUCUACCGUUUUUAAACCGCUGGGUAUGAGUAGGUCAUUACGCACUUUUGUAAUGAAAGGCAAAAAGCCAUUUGAUAACUUAUGAACUGAGAAACAAAGCAAGUAUAAACCGAGUUUGCAAGAUAAUGCUGGUGCUGUUUCUCAUUUUUCUAUGAUUCAUACUUUCGUUAGUAGUUUAUCUGUGAUGAAGCUGUAAUAUUAUUAUUAUUGUUAUUAUUAUUUCAUUUAAUUUUAUCAAUUCAAUAAUUGAAUCCAUAGAAUAUAUGUGUAGUAUAUCAAUUGGAGAUAUCAACGUACUAUACGGAAAAGCAGCAUUAGAUUUAUUUGUUUGAUCAAUCAUACGAAAGAGUACUAAGGGUUUGCUGGUGAUGGAGACAGGAUGGUAGGGAAUGGCUCCUGUGAACUUCAGAGCACUGCAGGUAAAAAAAUGCUGAAUCUGAUUCAUUCAUGAGAGUUUAAUAUCAUACAGGUUUGCUUUGGAAGAAAAGAUUUUAGAACCUUAUCAUAAAACAAUUUUUUUUUUCUUUUCUGGAAAAAAGAUUUUACUGUCUUGUAAAAAUGAAACAUCCCACCAUUUUUGUUGUAACGUUUUCAAGUAGCUAAACAAGGUGGUGUGAAAUUCACAUGAAGGUUUCCCUACCUUCUUCAGAGUCCUAUCACAUCUGGAUGCCUGGACCAUGCCCCUCCUGUGAAGAAAAAAGAUUGAAUAGGCAUAUGUCAUGACACAACGCUUGCAAUUGUUGAAGUGGCAGGCCAGUAUAAAUUGCAGCAGAGAGAAAAAAAGGGUACCACAUUGGAAUUUCCAGCUAGCAAAUUGAGUGUGGUUGAAAGUUUGGCUAACAUAUAUGUGAUUAGCAAGGUUAGCAAUCCAGUGCCAAAUUUUUCUUUGAUUUCCAUAGUCUUCCAAAUUCAAAAAAUCUAGCCUUGGUCAUAAAAGAAGAGCUCUAACAUUUGUUUUGCAUUUCUUUUUAUAUUGUGCAAUGAUUGAAUCCAUAGAAGAUACCUGUAGUAUUUCGUAGGAUAAUCUGCAGUACUAUACGGAAAAGCAGGAAAUGAUAUAAUGUGUUGGCAAAGGUUGUAUAGGCUGUCAAAAUUAGUUGGCUGGUGAUGGGUACCUGAUGGUAGGGAAUGGCUAAUGUGAACUUCAGGGUGUCUUUCAGAAAAGUUGAUGGGAUGUCUGACUCAUUUGGCCGUGGUCAAAGUGAAACAUCCCACAAUUUUUGUAACUUUCAGUUCUUCGAGUAGUUAAACAAGCUGCUGUGAAGUUCACAUGAGGGAUUCCCUACCUUCUUCAGAGUACAGAUGCCAUCACCUCUGGAUGCUUGGAGAAUGUCCCUCCUGUAAAGAAAAAGAUUGAAAAAGUCGGCACUUUUGCUUAAAUAAUUAGUCCUCCCUGGAAGUGGUAGGUCAUGAUGUUUCAGGGAAUUCAGAAUCGGUGCAUCUAUCAUUUAUUAUAGAAGAUUAGGUUGAAGACAAAACCAUGUGAUCCUUCAUGAGUAUGACUACACCUGAUCCAAACCAUUCACUAGCUUGCAUUAGAUUAUUUCCACUGUACCUUUAAUGUUAUGUGUAUAUAUACACACAUAAACAUUUAGAUUUAAAAGCAUCACAAGUCCUUACAACCUCAAACAUCAAGAGCUCCUCCUUUCUUUUGGAAGUCCUUAACUGAUCUUUCUUCUGUUCAUUCAUACCAAAACAUGGGUUUCCGUUUGCUGGCCAUUCUUCGUGCUAAGCAAAUUCUUCAGAGGUCUUCUUCUGCAAACCAAUCAGCUUCCAUGGAUGUGCCAAAGGGCUACCUUGCAGUCUAUGUUGGAGAAAAGCAAAGGAAACGAUUUGUGAUUCCAGUAUCAUACUUGAACAAACCUUCAUUUCAAGAUUUAUUAAUCCAAGCUGAAGAAGAAUUUGGAUAUGAUCAUCCAAUGGGUGGUCUUACAAUUCCCUGCUGUGAAAACAUGUUCAUUGAUAUCAUUUCUUGCUUAAAUUGUUCAUGAGACUUGAACUCUGAACACACAAUUUUGUAGAGAGCAGAGUAGUAAGUGCAAUGUACACAAAGCAUUGGAAUUUAAUCAAUUUCUUGACCAUUUUAGAUUAUGUUCUA